Messenger RNA from Notothenia coriiceps (black rockcod), 1414 nucleotides. Its product is annotated as serine protease 33. The transcript has 6 exons. Gene Ontology annotation, biological process: proteolysis. The record is from RefSeq and is a predicted model, not a curated record. Gene Ontology annotation, molecular function: serine-type endopeptidase activity. Lineage: Eukaryota; Metazoa; Chordata; Actinopteri; Perciformes; Nototheniidae. Bases 233 to 1147 code for a protein of 304 amino acids.
AUCUGUUGGUGAUCGAGGCGUUUACUGAGAAUUUUUCGGAAAGCCUUGAACCGUUAAGGGAUUUAUCGACGGCAAAACGGACGGAAAUGUAACUUUUUUAAUUGUCUUACUGCUCCAGUUUAAGCCUCAACAUAGGAAGAAGAAGUGGGGAAUUGCAUGUAACGUUUUUAGAGGAUACUGUUCUUUGUUAAGAGAUAGUCGGUUCUCCUCAAUAGUUGCGAAAUCGGACAAAAUGUCGCCAAAAUCACAGUUUCGUGCCAUCUUUCUGUGCAUAGGCGUUUUGGCUUCGUAUGCCCAAGAAUGUGGCCGAUCACCGAUAGUGGAGAACCGGAUUGUGGGAGGGAUGGACGCCAUAGAUGGUGCUUGGCCGUGGCAGGUGGAUAUACAGUUAACGACUGCUGGUCAUAUCUGUGGAGGCUCCAUCAUCUCAGAGUACUGGGUCUUAUCAGCCGCUCAUUGUUUCCCCAAUCCCUCAGAUUUAAGCUCUUUCGUCGUCUACGUUGGCCGGUACCGGCUGAACGGAUGGAAUCUGCACGAGUCGACAUACAGUGUGAGCCGGGUGGUGAUCCCGUCUGGUUACAGCGAGCCGCACAAUGGGAAGGACCUGGCGUUGGUGCAGCUGUCCAGCCCAGUGACCUGGUCAGAUUACGUCCGGCCCGUCUGUUUGCCCGACUUUGGCACGCUGUUCCCAGGAGGCCUGCAGUGCUACGUCACCGGUUGGGGAAAUGUCAGAGAUAACGUCCCUCUGCCAGGAGUCGGGACUCUGCAGGAAGUGGAGGUGCCAAUCAUUUCCCAGAGUUCAUGUCAGGAGAUGUACCAGACGCACCCGACGGAGCAGGUGGACAUCCUGUAUGACAUGAUCUGUGCUGGAUACCAGAAGGGCGGAAAGGACUCCUGCCAGGGCGAUUCAGGAGGGCCCCUUGUCUGCAAGAUGGUGAAUGGGACCUGGGUGCAGGCGGGGGUGGUGAGUUUCGGACUGGGCUGUGCUCAAGAGAACCAGCCAGGUGUUUACGCGAGAGUCACCAGCUACUCCAGCUUAAUCAGAGACACGGUCCCAGGGAUCCGCCUGUAUGGCCGAGCUGCAAAGAACUGGUGUGGGAGGGCGGCCAUGUUGGUCACCUCUCUACUGAUCCUGCUUCAGAAGUAGAACACUUUAUCAACGCGAUAUCAGGCCAAAUGAAGGAGAAAACAAAUAAUAUGUCAGACUCGCGUCCAAAAGUUUUCCUGAAUGGUAGAACUAGAAACCUGAAGUGCAUAUCAAGCCAUAUUGAACAAGAAAUGUAAUUUUAAUCGUACAUUUUUUAACUGAUUAAAAGUAGUUUUGAUAGGUUUGUAUUUGAAAUCAGAAUUAUGAGCUUAAUAAAUUAUGUGUUCUGUAUUUGAAAUAAAUUGUUCAUUUGAUUCUUAAAAAUCA